Messenger RNA from Aspergillus terreus NIH2624, 1233 nucleotides. RefSeq names its product WD40 repeat domain-containing protein. Gene Ontology annotation, molecular function: protein binding; protein-macromolecule adaptor activity. The transcript has 4 exons. The record is from RefSeq and is a predicted model, not a curated record. The coding region runs from base 1 to 1233 and encodes 410 amino acids. NCBI's taxonomy places the organism in Eukaryota, Fungi, Ascomycota, Eurotiomycetes, Eurotiales, Aspergillaceae. Gene Ontology annotation, cellular component: nucleus. Gene Ontology annotation, biological process: proteasome-mediated ubiquitin-dependent protein catabolic process.
AUGACGAAGAGCUUGAUGUUCCGGUUCGGGAUCUGGAUGUUGGCAGUGAGAGACAUAAUGAGCUUCCGAAAUCGCUUCCUCUUGUUAGACCAUCCCGCAAAGUGGCCCCUGUUCAACGGUCACAGGCCUUGCGGACAUCCGGGGGUCUUUUCAUGCGAAGACUUAACUUCGUCAUUCUACUCCGGGUCCGCGGAUAACCACGCCUGCACGAACCCAUCAGGGGACCGCCUUGUCCUUCCGCUUUGUACAGCAUCAUGCAACACCAAUACACUUGUUGCAGUCGGCGACCAAGAAGGGGGCAUCCGAUUAUUAGACUCCGCAAAAGACGAUAAAUCUGGCUUCUCUAAAGCAUACCUUUCGUUCCAUCCACAUAUGAACGCAAUCAUGGAUCUAGAAUUCUCUUCAGAUGACAUGCUUCUCGCAACAGCUUCGGGUGAUCAAACAGCACUAGUCAUUGAUAUGGCUACCCAGAAACCGAUAUACUGCCUUUCCAACCAUGUUUCCUCCUUGAAACGUGUGCAAUUCCAACCAUCAGCAAACAAUAAGGUUCUUACGACGUGCAGUCGUGACGGGAAUGUGAACAUUUGGGAUCUACGGUGCAAGGGCUUCGAAAAGCCUUGCCUACAAGUUCGAUGCUCGCUUGACUCCGAGUCUGAGCAGACAGCCGCCCCCCAAACCUCGAAGAUGAUUUAUCCUCAAGUUUUGAACACGAUUCACGGGGCACAUGCUUGGAUGCCCCAAACAUCUGCCGCUGAAAAGGCGGAGCACCAGAUUGGACGUUCUGAUAUAACUGUGACCUCCCUGGCCUUCCUGCCUCAAGGCCGCGAAAACCUAUUUGUCACGGCGUCUGAAGCAAACGCUUGUGUCAGACUUUGGGAUUUGCGCACGGCCCAUAGCAAUCGUCGGGGUCGCCCUGUGCUCCCGGUUUCCACUACCAGAGAACCGGAGAGCCACGUGAAAUACAGACGCUUUGGUGUUACUUCGUUGACUCUCGGUGGAGAUGGAUCUCGCCUGUAUACACUCUGCCGAGACGGCACCGUGUACGCGUAUUCCACGUCGCAUCUGAAAUGUUGGCUGUCGGGAGCAGCAGCCAUUGCCCUGUGCUCUUCCCCACGGACGAGCGGUAUCUCCAGACGUCUGUCCAACAACCGACUGUCAAUCUGGACGAUGAAAGUGAUCGAUCGCCGUUCCAUUCGAACCGCUCUGGCCUGCGUCGGACAAAUUCUGGAUUAG